Messenger RNA from Rubroshorea leprosula, 595 nucleotides. NCBI's taxonomy places the organism in Eukaryota, Viridiplantae, Streptophyta, Magnoliopsida, Malvales, Dipterocarpaceae. The record is from the annotation of a GenBank genome assembly.
CACAAUACAAACACUUAAAAAGGUUAAAAAUUUUAUCAUGGAGCUUGUGUCCUCAAAACCUUUUGUUAUGUGGAAGCUUGUGGUAUGCAUUGCAAUGCUAGUUCUAUCGCCGGCGCUUGCAGAAGAAACACAAGAAACAUCAUCUGCAGUGAAACCAGACAAUAUUUUAGAUUGCAUAAAGUCUUUGGGGAGUGUGGGAGGAUGCAUCGAUGCGAUAAAAGAGUUGAUUUCCCAUAAUAACUUUGCGAAUUUGGGGAAAGAAUGUUGCGAGGCUCUGACUAACCUUGGUGACAAUUGUUGGCCUAUAAUUUUUCCGGAUGAGCCUACCGUCCCUAUUCUGGUUAAGACUGUAUGUGCUUUUGUAGGAGCAAAGGAAGCUAAAAAGGCAAAUUGAACUUUUGAUGGAGACUUAUGUGGUUUUUUGAUAUAAAUAAGUUGUCAACUCCAAUGGAGAGAUUCAAUGUUUAUGAGUUCGAAAGGAUGUCAAAUUCAAAUCUUAAAUUGGACGAGGAGAAAUUAAAAAACAAGGGAGGGUUAUUUUUUUUAUAUAAUUUAUAAUUAAAUAUAUCAAAAAAUAUAAAUAAGUUGUCUUUUU